Molecule: messenger RNA, 853 nt
Organism: Teleopsis dalmanni
Lineage: Eukaryota; Metazoa; Arthropoda; Insecta; Diptera; Diopsidae
Exons: 4
Coding region: 128-829 (233 amino acids)
Source: RefSeq, a predicted model, not a curated record
UGAGCUAGUUAAAAAAAACCCAAUAUUAUAUGAAAAAAAGCUUCCAGGUUAUACAUUUCAAUAUAAAAAAGAACAACUGUGGGAAGCUAUUAGCGCGGAACUAAAAAUUCCGAAAGAUAGAGCUAAAAUGCAUUGGAGAUCAUUACGAAACGCAUUUUUGCAUUACAAUCACGUAAAGGGAACUACUACUAAGAAAAUGGGAAAAUGUAAGACACAGUAUCGCUUUUAUGAGACACUGCUUUUUUUAAAUGAAAGGGCAAAGCCUAAAGGUAUAAUCCCAAAAAAUGAACUGGAAGAAGAGAGUUUGGAUAUUGAUGAAACGAUUUCAUCAUCGCUAUUAGCGCAGUCGUCGUCAGAUGCACCACCAACUUCAGUACUAUCACCAAUCGCAUCAGAAUCACCAAUGCUAACAUCCUUAUCAUCAAUACCAUCACCACCGCCUUCAGCAACAGAGUUUGCUACAAUGUCUUCACCAAAUCUUGCAAAUGCGCAAUGCCGAUUAAAAUCAGCAACAGAGUUUACUGCAAUGUCUUCAUCAAAUCUCACAAGUGAGGAAUGCCGAUUAAAAUCAGCAACAGAGUUUACUGCAAUGUCUUCAUCAAAUCUUACAAGUGAGCAAUGCCGAGUAAAAUCGAGCAAUGGUAAAGAUCCCAUAAAUCUUUUAAAUGGAUUUAGUAAACCAGCAGAUGCGGACAGCAUAUCCGCUUUUUUUUGCUCUCUAGCGACAAUGGUUCGCUCUUGCAAUCUAAACACCAGAGAAAUGCUUGAUUUCCAGAUACAAAGCUUGUCUGCUACAAAAGAAAUUUUGCAAGAGUUGGGAAAGUUGUAGAAGAAUAAUUGACCAUCUCAACAA